AUGGAAAAACUAUUUGAGGGUUUGGAUGAAGAUUCUAACCUUUCGGUUAAGGAAAUGAAAUCCAGAUUCUUAGCAUAUGAAGCUGAGAAACAGAAAAAGGCUGAUGAUCUCCAGAGCGAAAUGGCAGAAAUGAGUGCAAUGCUUAUUAAGAGCCUAAGUGGUGAGACUUCUAGUGGGGUUGCUAUCCCUGUGGAGUCCUACAAACAGAAGGACACCAACCUUGCCCUAAAUUUGCGAAUCCUCACCAAACAAGCAGAUCUAUCCGCAGAUGGUCUUGUCUCUUAUGUGGCUGCUAAUGACAACAUGGCCAAGGAAGGAGAAAGACUCACGGUGAUGAACUGUGUCGAUGGUCCCUCCCACAACCUUGCCUUGAAGGCCAGGGCAUACCAAGAAAGGGAAGAAGUCUAUGAGAUCGAAGAAGAAGAGGAGAUGACUUUAACUAGUGACAUUGGCACAGAUUUUGCUUUGUUUGUCAAGAAGUACAAGAAGAAGUUCCCAAUCUCCUUCAAUGAGAAGAAGAGAACCGUGAGCGCGCUCGCAAUGGCGAUGCGUCUGGGAGUCGUGCUGGCUUUAGCGGCGGUCGUCCUUCUCGCCGCCGCGGCCGUAGCCACGGCGCAAUCAGAUAAUGGCAAGGGCCCUAAGAGCCCACCCAAUGGAAACGGGCCGAAGCCCAAGCCCAAGCCGAAGCAGGUCAAGUGCAAUGUCAACCGCAAGGAGAACCCCUACUGCUUCAACAAGAAGAUGGACUGCCCCGAUGACUGCCCUGAGACAUGCUUCGCCAGCUGCACUGAAUACGACUGCAAAGCUGUUUGCGCGUGCGACCAACCGGGAGCAGCGUGCGGCGACCCACGCUUCAUCGGCGGCGACGGCAACGCGUUCUACUUCCACGGCCGCAAGGAUGCCGACUUCUGCGUCGUCUCCGACCGCGACCUCCACAUCAACGCGCACUUCAUCGGCAAGUCCGGCCACAGCGGCAUGUCCAGGGACUUCACGUGGAUCCAGGCCAUCGCCGUGCUCUUCGACGGACACCACCUCUACGUCGGCGCCAGGAAGACCGGCACCUGGGACGACGCCGUCGAACACCUCGAGAUCACCCUCGACGGCGAGCCCGUGCACCUCCUGGCUGACCAGCUCGACGCUGCCAAAUGGACGUCCAGCCGUGUCCCCGCGUUGUCCGUGACCCGCACCAAGGCGGCCAACGGCGUGCUCGUCGCCCUUGACGGGAAGUUCAGUGUCAGGGUCAACGCCGUGCCCAUCACCGAGGAGGACUCAAGGGUGCACCGGUACGGCGUCACCUCCGACGACUGCCUUGCUCACCUCGAGCUUGCCUUCAAGUUCGACGCGCUCACCGACGACGUCCACGGCGUUGUCGGCCAGACGUACCGGUCCGACUACGUCAACAAGCUCGACGUCAGGGCCUCCAUGCCCACGAUGGGAGGAGAUGCCAGCUUCACCGCUUCCAGCCUGUUCGCGGCGGACUGCGCCGUGGCGCGCUUCGGAACCAUCCGUAGCAACAACGAAGCUUCCGUCAUGUCGGAGCUCGCCGGGAUCACCUGCGCCAGUGGCAUGGACGGCCAAGGCGUGGUGUGCAAGAAGUAA
Lolium rigidum is the source of this 1599-nucleotide messenger RNA. RefSeq lists its product as uncharacterized. The transcript is spliced from 4 exons. The coding region runs from base 1 to 1599 and encodes 532 amino acids. Lineage: Eukaryota; Viridiplantae; Streptophyta; Magnoliopsida; Poales; Poaceae. The record is from RefSeq and is a predicted model, not a curated record.